AUGUCAGGUCCUGCGAUUGAUAUGUUUUAUGAUGAAAAUUCUGAACAAAACAUUGAGAGUUCAGAUAAUUCCACAUCAGUGGUUGUAGAUUGGCUAAACCAAGCAUCACUAGCUGAUACAACUGAAAAAGUGACUUUGAUAAAAAAAAUUCAAGAAUAUAUAUUACAUAAAGAGCCCAGUUUAGCAAAGACUUAUUGGAUAACAUACUAG
Molecule: messenger RNA, 210 nt
Organism: Ctenocephalides felis (cat flea)
Lineage: Eukaryota; Metazoa; Arthropoda; Insecta; Siphonaptera; Pulicidae
Product: symplekin-like
Exons: 2
Coding region: 1-210 (69 amino acids)
Source: RefSeq, a predicted model, not a curated record